AUGAAGCACGAGGACGGUAAAGGAGCCCCGUUUCAAGUACCCAAUACAUUUCGGGCAUGGGACGGUAAGGGAUGGCCGGGGUACGUACCGGGGACGUUGAGCAAAUAUCCCAUGGUGAAUAGUUGCUUUAACGAAGAGUCGGUUGAAGUAAUCCUUCGAGGUUCCCAUAACAUUGGAAUUGCCAUGGCCACUCCAUACGGCUUAGUGGUGCCAAACAUAAAGAAUGUUCAGUCUCUUUCUAUCUUGGAGAUUACGAAGGAACUUUCGCUGUUACAGCAAUUGGCUCUGGACAAUAAGCUCAGUCCCAAUGAUAUAUCCGGUGGAACAAUAACACUAAGCAACAUCGGAGCCAUUGGUGGAAAAUUCGGUGCCCCCAUCGUUAACUUGGCUGAAGUAGCCAUCAUCGCAAUGGGUAGAAUACAGAAACUUCCACGAGUGGCAGAUGACGGAGACAUUUAUUCUGCCUUAAUCAUGACUGCUAACAUAGGUGCGGAUCACAGAGUCAUGGACGGAGCAACCGUCACGAGAUUUUGCAACUAGUGGAAAAGGUUCAUCGAGAAGCCGGAGCUCCUCAUGUUGCAUAUGAAAUGAAUGCCCUAGUUAUGGUAGCAUUUGGC
Molecule: messenger RNA, 617 nt
Organism: Hibiscus syriacus
Lineage: Eukaryota; Viridiplantae; Streptophyta; Magnoliopsida; Malvales; Malvaceae
Product: lipoamide acyltransferase component of branched-chain alpha-keto acid dehydrogenase complex, mitochondrial-like
Exons: 4
Coding region: 1-540 (179 amino acids)
Cellular component (GO): cytoplasm; mitochondrion
Molecular function (GO): acetyltransferase activity; lipoic acid binding
Source: RefSeq, a predicted model, not a curated record